Rhodamnia argentea is the source of this 681-nucleotide messenger RNA. RefSeq lists its product as uncharacterized. The record is from RefSeq and is a predicted model, not a curated record. Lineage: Eukaryota; Viridiplantae; Streptophyta; Magnoliopsida; Myrtales; Myrtaceae. The transcript has 3 exons. Bases 336 to 638 code for a protein of 100 amino acids.
GAUUCGUUCCUCUACGACGAUCUGCUGAAUAUGGGGCUCUGUCUAAGGAGGUCCUUUGGUUCCUGGCCACCAAUACGAAAGACGACAGCCCGCGUGGCCUUUUUCCUGAUACUCAAGCGUUUGCUACCAUCUUUUAUCUGGCCUAUGCUGGUCAUUUCGGUAAGAUCACGCACACUUGGUUUCAUGUAUACUCUUCUGUGCUUCUUGUCCUUAUUCUGCUUUGCUGGUGAAUUCGGUCAGACGUCUUGCUCUAUCUGCUGCGCCAAUAUCCUCACUUAGCUAAGGAGAGACUGGACUCCAAGACUAAGGGAUCAGUAUUGAGAGCAUUGUCUCUUAUGCCGUCUCACUUUCUUAGCGGAGCUAGGCUCAACCUCUGGGAAAGAUUGCUAUACAAAGGUGUUCCGGUGGACUUGAACUCCACGCCAUGUGAAGAUUCAAAGAUCUCGGGGCCACCAACUACGAUAGUUGAAGCACUUCGGAUUUUUGCAAAGUUAUUCAUGGUUAAAGCAGUUGGAGAUUUCAAGAAGUUUCUCUGGACGGCUGCCAAAAUUGUAGGUAUGGUUUUACCUUUAACAAAGUCAUUAACCCGGCCCACUUUCUCUUUCCAUUUUCUGUUUCGAUUUCUCAGAAUACCAUAGUGAUAUACAAGUGCCAUCGCUGUGACGGAAAUAGUAAAGAUUU